Molecule: messenger RNA, 1203 nt
Organism: Bipolaris zeicola 26-R-13
Lineage: Eukaryota; Fungi; Ascomycota; Dothideomycetes; Pleosporales; Pleosporaceae
Exons: 2
Coding region: 1-1203 (400 amino acids)
Biological process (GO): endocytosis; endosomal transport; actin filament organization
Cellular component (GO): plasma membrane; cytoplasm
Molecular function (GO): calcium ion binding; protein binding
Source: RefSeq, a predicted model, not a curated record
AUGGCGCCGAAUCGCAUCGAGCAGGAUGAAAUCGAAAAGUACUGGGAGAUCUUCAGCUCACUUAGCAAUGGCGGUACCCAUCUGGACGGCGCGCAGGCCGCCCCUGUGCUCAAGAACUCGCACCUCCGAGACGAUCAACUAGAGCGCGUGUGGGAUCUUGCGGAUGUGGACAAUGACGGCAAGCUGGACUUUGAGGAGUUUUGCGUGGCUAUGCGACUCAUCUUUGACCUGAUCAAUGGGGUAUCGGUCGAUGUGCCUAAAGUCCUGCCCGACUGGCUGGUGCCUGAAUCAAAAGCACACCUUGUGCAAGCGACACGCGCUCUUACCGGUUCACAACCCGCAUACGAGACGGUCGAAGACGAUGACGACACACCGGGCCUGCGCGACGGCUUCGACUGGUACAUAUCACCCGGAGACAAGGCCAAGUACGAGGAAAUCUACACUGCGAACCGCGACGGCCACGGCAACAUCACCUUUGACAGCCUGGCUGGGCUGUUUGACAGUCUCGAAGACGUGCCAGACUCGGACAUACGCUUUGCAUGGAACCUGGUCAACCCAAAGGCAAGAGAAAGUGUAGGCAAAGACGCUGCUCUGACUUUCCUGCACAUUCUCAACCAACGAAGCGAGGGAUUCCGCGUCCCACGCAGUGUGCCCCCGUCGCUACGGGCAAGCUUCGAAAAGGCGCACAUAGACUACGACAUCAACUCUAGCGCUAACUCGCGAUGGGCGGCCUCGCGCGAUGAGAACACAGCCUCGGGCCGCAAAGCAAAGUUUGGCGACGCAUACCUCACACGCCUGGGUGUCGGUGACCGCGCGAACAGCUACGGUGCGCGAGGCGGAAAGGGCACUGAUUUUGGUGGCCGCACAACAGAAGACUGGGAAGAGGUCCGGCUUAAGAAGCAGCUGCGUGAGCUUGAGCAAAAGAUGGCGGAUGUGGAGAAGGAAGUCGAGAAGAGGCGGCAUGGCCGCAACACAGAUAGCAAGCCGGCACUGGUUAAGCGUGAGUUAGAGCUCUUGCUUGACUACAAGCGCAACGUGCUCAAAGAGCUCGACAAUGACGACGGAGGUGCAGUCAAGGGGCUGGGCGGUAUUAGGGAAGAGAUUGAGACGGUGAGAGAACAAGUUGAGGGGUUACAGGCGCAUUUGGAGAGUAGAAAGGCCGUGUUGGAGGAUCUGAGGAGACAGAUUGAGGAUGAGAGGUAG